UGUUUUCUGGUUUUGCCUCAAUCCUUUAUUGCCCUUACCUUGUUUUGUUUUCUGAUCAACUAGCUCACUGACUCACCAUAUUAUUAGGACACACUCUCAUUUGACGAUUACAACACUUAACCAAGAAACAUGCAAGAAAAUGGCCAGGAUACUGUACCUCCUUGGCAACAGCAACAGCAACAGCAACAGCAGCAGCAGCAGCAAGCGUUUAUGGGAAAAUACACCGACACGUUUUUAAUAGUCGAAAUGAAUUCCUUUAGCCUCUCGAUCUUCAAAGUUACCGCAGCCUUCACACUACUCCAGUUCAUCCUGUUUUACGGUACAUGGUUCUUGUUUCCGGAGCUUUCAAAGUUGGGCCUAGGUCUAGCCGAUGUCGAAGCAGCCACUGUAUUUUCUACAUGGACUCCAAAGUUCUAUGCGUGGGUCCAAAAGCUGUCUAAUCUUCCUCCAGGACUUGAGCUCAGAUCUGGAUUCGAACCAUUGUUACUUGCAAGAGGCCAGGAGUAUGAUCGGAGAAGCCUUCGACCUUGUAGGCAAUACCCUGCAGUGGUUUACCUCAUUGCCUGUCUUUUCGUUAGCACCAUUGGAACCAAAUCUAGGCAGGGGUAG
Lobosporangium transversale is the source of this 609-nucleotide messenger RNA. RefSeq lists its product as hypothetical. The record is from RefSeq and is a predicted model, not a curated record. The transcript has 2 exons. NCBI's taxonomy places the organism in Eukaryota, Fungi, Mortierellomycota, Mortierellomycetes, Mortierellales, Mortierellaceae. Bases 130 to 609 code for a protein of 159 amino acids.